UUAAACAAACUUGUGUUAUAGGUAGUUGAAGUUGUGAUAAAAAAUGGAGAGGAAUAUGGGCGUAAAUGGUCCUCCGCGGAUCAUCGAAGUUAUUCCAAAGAACACGAAUGUUGUCCGGUUAAGUCAGGAAGAUGAUGACGAGGAAACGUACGAUAAUGUCUUUUAUUCGGCGGAAGUUGAAGGACCACACGAAACGCAGGUAGAACCUGCGAUCGAUAACUUUUCCGAUGAGGACGAUUUCCCAGAUCAAUUCCAUGCAGCCAUUGAUCCGAAUUCGUUAAGAGAUCAAUACAUGUACAACGAAUUUGAAUCCAAUCUGGUCGGACGUAUGCAAGAUGCUAGUUCGAUUCUGAAAAUGGCGACGUUGAGGCCUAAAUCCCCGAAACCUGGAAAUCAAGGAAAAACCGAUAAAGAGGAGUCGAUAUGGGAUAAAAUCGGGACUCUGGGACGCAAGAAAAGGAUCAAGGAAGUUCAAGAAGUUCAAGCUGAAGGCAGACAUGCAAUCGAUUCACCAGGAAAUCCUACAGCACCAAUUAUUCCACCAGAGGAAUAUGAACUGGAUGAUAAUGAGGAAAGGUGCAUGCUUGAACCAAGAGCUUAUGAUGAUCAGAAAUUCAUUCACUUGAUUAAAGUGUUGAUUGAUUGGAUCAAUGAUGAACUUGCAUCCCAGAGGAUCAUUGUGCAAGAUCUGGCUGAAGAUUUAUAUGAUGGGCAGGUUCUGCAGAAACUGUUGGAGAAGCUGACUGGAGAUAAGUUGGAUGUCAGGGAAGUCACUCAAUCAGAGGAAGGACAAAGGCAGAAACUGAAUGCAGUCCUGAGCCAUUUCAAUUAUGUGCUGGGGAUGCACAGAACUGGGUCAAAGAAAUGGAAUGUUGAGGCUAUUCAUUCAAAGAACAUUGUUUCAAUCAUGCACCUUUUGGUUGCACUGGCUAGACACUUUAGACCUCCGGUACGUCUGACUGAGCAGGUCAGUGUACCAGUUGUGAUUGUACAGAAAGUGAAUGGAGUUCUUGUGCACAGAACUGUUAAUGAAAUUAUAACCACAGCUUAUGAUGAUGUUGGCAUGAGGUGUGAAAGGGAUGCUUUUGAUACAUUGUUUGACCAAGCACCAGAAGAUAUUAUAAAAGUCAAGAAGAGUCUGGUGACUUUUGUCAACAAGCAUUUGGUUAAAAUCAACCUAGAAGUCACCGAAUUGGAGACGCAAUUCCAUGAUGGAGUAUAUUUAACAUUACUCAUGGGUUUACUGGAAGGAUUCUUUGUGCCAUUGCAUAGUUUCUAUUUGACUCCUGGAGAUUUUGAUCAGAAGGUACACAAUGUCUCAUUCGCGUUUGAGCUGAUGGAGGAAAUGGGUUUCACGAAAUUGAAAGCCAGACCUGAAGACAUAGUCAACCAAGAUUUAAAGUCGACACUCAGGAUUUUGUACAAUCUCUUCUGCAAGUACAAAUGAGUAAAAGAUUUUGCAAUGAGAAAAGGACCAUUGAUGCCUUAGAAACUGCCUUAUUAAUUUUUAACAAAUAAUUAAUGUAUACACGUAUUAAAUGAUUUUAAUAAGGCGCGGCGCCUAACGUUAGUUGUUUACUAAUUUCUAUUCUAUUAAAUUAUUAACAAAUUUAUUUAUUUCCAUGUUUUGAAGUCAGUUUACUGUA
This is a messenger RNA of Nicrophorus vespilloides, 1646 nucleotides long. Its product is annotated as beta-parvin. The transcript is spliced from 6 exons. Gene Ontology annotation, cellular component: actin cytoskeleton; cytoplasm; focal adhesion. The coding region runs from base 44 to 1447 and encodes 467 amino acids. Gene Ontology annotation, molecular function: actin binding. The record is from RefSeq and is a predicted model, not a curated record. Gene Ontology annotation, biological process: cell projection assembly; actin cytoskeleton organization; establishment or maintenance of cell polarity. Lineage: Eukaryota; Metazoa; Arthropoda; Insecta; Coleoptera; Silphidae.